AUGUAUGCAGACCUUCUCAAACUCCCAAAGAAUUCCACAUUCGCCUCUCAACCCGUUACCUACUAUGACCAUUAUCACGACAUUUCACAGUAUAAUAUUCACCUAAAUGUCUUUGAGAAGGCCUGGACGGCGUGGUACGCCUACAUGCAAAACGAUGUCUUGGCCACCGGUAUCAUGUCCUUUGUCAUGCACGAGGUGGUCUACUUUGGCCGCUGCAUACCGUGGAUGAUCAUGGACUACAUCCCAUUCUUCAAUCAAUACAAGAUCCAAGGCCAAAAAAUGCCUACACUCGCCGAACAAUGGGGCUGCGCUCGCCUCGUCCUCCUCUCACAUUUUACUGUCGAGCUUCCUCAGAUAUGGCUUUUCCACCCUCUGGCACAAUACUGCGGCCUCUCUAGCACUGUUCCAUUCCCUCCUUGGUGGAAAAUGGCGUACCAGAUUGCUAUUUUCUUCGUUCUCGAAGAUGCAUGGCAUUACUGGUUACACCGCGCCUUGCACACCCCGAGCCUCUACAAGAAGAUCCACAAGCUGCACCACCAAUACUCCGCACCCUUCGGACUGGCGGCUGAAUACGCGAGCCCUAUCGAGACCAUGAUUCUAGCUUUCGGCAGCGUAGGCAUCCCCAUCAUUUACACCCUCUUCACGAAAGACCUGCACAUUCUGACAAUGUACAUCUGGAUCGUGUGCCGAUUGUUCCAGGCGAUCGACUCGCACUCCGGAUACGAAUUCCCAUGGUCACUGCACCAUUUUCUGCCCUUCUGGGCCGGUGCGGACCAUCACGAUGUGCACCACGAGAAAUUCAUCGGCAAUUACGCCUCCAGCUUCCGGUGGUGGGAUUACUGCCUAGGCACCGAGGCCGGUAGCGUGUGCGAGGCGAGAGAAAAGAAGCAGAAGCUUGCUGCGGGUAAGACACUGUAA
Molecule: messenger RNA, 918 nt
Organism: Cyphellophora europaea CBS 101466
Lineage: Eukaryota; Fungi; Ascomycota; Eurotiomycetes; Chaetothyriales; Cyphellophoraceae
Exons: 3
Coding region: 1-918 (305 amino acids)
Biological process (GO): ergosterol biosynthetic process
Molecular function (GO): C-4 methylsterol oxidase activity; iron ion binding
Source: RefSeq, a predicted model, not a curated record